GGCGGCUCCUCAGGGGCGCCGAGCCGAGGCGUGUUUCCCGGGCCCGCGGAGGCGGCGCCGAGCCCCGCGUGCACGAUGAGCGGCGGCGGCUCGGACGGGAACGAGGAGUUCUACCAGCAGCUGCGGCUCCAGCAGCUGUACGAGGCCCGCCGCAGCGGCGAGGGCGAGCCCGACCCCUUCACCUACGUGGACCCGGCGGAUGGGACGGCCUACGAGUGGGACCGAGAAAAGAAGGCCUGGUUCCCUAAGGUGACUGAAGACUUCCUGGCAACAUAUCAUGCUAACUAUGGCUUCCCUACAGAUAGUUUAGACAGUUCCUCUGCUUCAAAGACUGAAAGUAAGUCAGCUGUGGAUUCUAGGACAGCAGGAGCACAGCAGUCAACAAACAAAAAAGCACCCCAACAAACAGAUUCUAAACAAAAAGGAGAAAAAAGAAAACUUGACGCAGGAUGGUUUCAUGUUGAAGAAGACAAAAACACAAAUGUGUAUGUGACGGGUUUGCCUCCAGACAUUACAAAGGAUGAGUUUAUACAGGUUAUGUCAAAGUGUGGUAUCAUUAUGCGAGAUCCUCAGACAGAAGAACAUAAAAUUAAACUUUAUAAAGACAAGCAAGGAAAUCUUAAAGGAGAUGGCCUCUGUUGUUAUCUCAAGCGAGAAUCAGUUGAGCUUGCAUUAAGACUUCUGGAUGAGGAUGAGAUUAGAGGCUACAAAUUGCAUGUUGAAGUAGCAAAGUUUCAACUAAAGGGGGAGUAUGAUGCAAGCAAAAAGAAGAAGAAAUGCAAAGACUACAAGAAGAGGCUCUCUCAACAACAAAAACAGUUGGAUUGGAGGCCUGAGAAGAAAGAUGCAACAGUUCGAAAGCGACAUGAGCGUGUUGUUAUCAUCAGGAACAUGUUCCACCCAAAGGAUUUUGAGGAAGAUCCUUUAGUACUGAAUGAGAUUAGGGAAGACCUACGGACAGAAUGUGAAAAGUUUGGAGAAGUAAAGAAGGUUCUCUUAUUUGAUCGACACCCAGAUGGUGUGGCCUCUGUUUCAUUUAAAGAACCAGAGGAAGCUGAUCUGUGCAUACAAGCUCUCCAUGGAAGGUGGUUUGGUGGUCGUCAGCUAAGUGCUGAAACAUGGGAUGGUACAACAGAUUAUCAGGUGGAAGAGACCUCAAGAGAAAGAGAGGAAAGGCUCAAGCUGUGGGGGUCGUUUUUAGGAGAGUCUGAUGCAGAGAAGCAGAAAAUUGCAGCUGCUUCAAAUUCUGCAGCUAGUAGUGUGAAACUGCCUGAAGAUCAGCCUUCAAAAGAUAAUGGCACAUCUAAAGGUGAUGUGAAUGAGGAAGCUCAUAAGAGAGAGGAUAAUGGUGAAGGCAUUAAUGAAGAUGGCACUCCAUCAACAGACAGCAGCCUUGCAGGCAGUGAUGAUGAAACAGAUACAUAACAUCUCUAAUAUUUUAUGAAAGCAUGCUUUUUAGGCUGAUGUUUGGAUUUCUCUUAUCCUGUGCUUCAGGGUGACUACAGACAGUGUUCAUGUGUUUAUAUGCAUAUUUGAUGUCAUCAGCUUGUGCUUUGAAAUUUUCAUUAAAAGCCGUAGUUAAUGAAGAUUUUUAAAAGUUCAUAUUAAUUGGCUAUUGUUCAAGCAAAAUAUCUCAAGUUGCCAAGAGCACAGCAGAACUGACCAGGCUUCUUCUGUCAUAUAUUUGCUUGUCAGUGUUUAAAUUAUAUAAAUGUGAAGUGUGUGUGAACUCCAGAGUUUGAACAAUUACACAGAAUCUAAAAACAUUUUAGUAAUAUAGAAAGAUAUUAAAAUCGAUUUUAAUGUU
Messenger RNA from Emys orbicularis (European pond turtle), 1807 nucleotides. RefSeq names its product HIV-1 Tat specific factor 1 (gene HTATSF1). Gene Ontology annotation, cellular component: U2-type spliceosomal complex; U2 snRNP. The transcript is spliced from 9 exons. The record is from RefSeq and is a predicted model, not a curated record. Gene Ontology annotation, biological process: mRNA splicing, via spliceosome. NCBI's taxonomy places the organism in Eukaryota, Metazoa, Chordata, Testudines, Emydidae. Gene Ontology annotation, molecular function: RNA binding. Bases 76 to 1425 code for a protein of 449 amino acids.